Polypterus senegalus (gray bichir) is the source of this 2297-nucleotide messenger RNA. RefSeq names its product isopentenyl-diphosphate delta isomerase 1 (gene idi1). The coding region runs from base 805 to 1599 and encodes 264 amino acids. Gene Ontology annotation, cellular component: cytoplasm. Gene Ontology annotation, biological process: isopentenyl diphosphate biosynthetic process; isoprenoid biosynthetic process. The transcript has 5 exons. Gene Ontology annotation, molecular function: isopentenyl-diphosphate delta-isomerase activity. The record is from RefSeq and is a predicted model, not a curated record. NCBI's taxonomy places the organism in Eukaryota, Metazoa, Chordata, Cladistia, Polypteriformes, Polypteridae.
UUCAAAAAUAUGUUGAAACGUAAUCCAUGCGAAACCAUAAAGCAUGCGUAUGCAGUUAAUUAUGUCUGUGUAUGUAACGGUGAACCUUACUUUGUAACAUGUCUUGUGUGGUUAGGAUGCAGGUUCCUGAUGUAGCUUGUUAUUUAUUCUGGGUAUAUAAAAUGCCUAAUAGUGAUUUCAUUUUACUUAUUUUUAUUUGACUUAUUUUAAAAUUUAAAAACUCCGCACGAUAUAAAAAUAAUAUCUUUUGGAAAUAUUUGUAUACUUUUGUAUUUUCCUAACGUUUUUUAUUAUACGAUUUCAUAAGCUCCUUGUCUUUUUAGCGAUUCUUUUUUUAUUUGUCUUUGUAAUGUGGUCAUUUAAAUAAACCGCAUCAAACAAAACCGCAAAUGAGAAUGUUACUCUUAAUAAAAGUUAAUUGUAAUCCAUACAUUACACUCAAUCUCGGCAGUUUUUGUUAAUGAAAACUUUAUAUGAGCGACCAGUUUUAUGAUCUAAAAUACAAGAAAACCGCAUAGAGCGUACUAUUGCAUGUAAAGACAGUGGUAAACUCCUCCUGCCUAGUACUCCAAAUUCAAGAAUGGACACAUGACAAAUCAAAUGGGCCAAGUGCGUUGACUUAAACCUGGGAGCAAGAAAAGAAGUACUGGGGCUCUUCACUGCUCACCUGAGAUUUACACUACUUGUUCCUGCAAUUGAAGGGCAUUUAACUUUUAAUAUACGUUCUUAAAGGAGCAUGGUAGCCCAGGUAACCUCUCUGUACAGCUAUGGUGAGCUUUAAAACUUUUCAGAACCUUGAAGUGAAUGAGUUACAACAGCAGAAGAUUAUAUCAGGUUCUACUCCUGUCAGGCAAGACUGCACUUGGCACUGGCUCACCAGAAUGGUAUUUUGGAAGUUACCAGAAGCUGUACAGGAUGCCUGAGGUAAAUACAGAUAACCUGGAUGAGAAGCAAGUCCAGCUUCUCUCAGAGAUGUGCAUUCUGAUUGAUGAGAACGAUUGUAAACUUGGGGCAGACACGAAAAAAAACUGUCAUCUGAAUUCAAACAUCAGUAAGGGCUUGUUGCAUAGAGCCUUCAGUGUCUUCCUGUUUAACAGUGAAGACAAACUGCUGUUACAACAACGGUCGGAUGCCAAAAUUACCUUCCCAGGUUGCUUUACAAACACUUGCUGUAGUCACCCACUGCACACUACUUUGGAACUUGAUGAGAAGGAUGCUCUUGGGGUUAGGAGAGCUGCACAACGUCGCUUGAAAGCUGAGCUUGGUAUCCCACUGGAGCAGGUGCCUCCAGAGGAUCUCACAUACUUGACCCGCGUUCAUUAUAAAGCCCAGUCAGAUGGGAUCUGGGGAGAGCAUGAAAUUGACUACAUUCUGUUUGCUCAGAAGGACGUGGAGUUAAAUCCUGACUCCAAUGAAAUCAAAAGUUACUGCUUUGUAACCAAAGAGGAACUCAAAGAGAUGCUGGCAAAAGCAAAGAGAGGCGAACUGAAGAUCACUCCUUGGUUCAGUCUGAUUGCUGACAAAUUUUUGUUCAAGUGGUGGGAUAACCUUCAAAACCUUAAACAGUUUAUGGAUCAUGACAAAAUAUUCAGGAUGUGAGGACUACAUGUUGGUUUAGAAUGAGAACAUUUUAUUUUGCAAAGGUUAAUGGCUUUUUAUGUGGUGUUUAACUUAAUGCACAUUUACUUUUUCUGUUUUUAGGGAAGUGUUUACCACUUACUUGCAUUUGGACAAGCAUACAGAUAACUAAAUUAUCCUAUAUUAAUGUAAAGUGACAGGUGUAAACUUAAUAGUUUGUGCUGGAGAGUGCAAACUAGUUUUAUAAGUUUUUAAGUUUAUCGUUUGGAGAACACGUGUUUAUAGAACUUCUGGGAAAGGAACACUUUAAAAUUUUAGAAGGAAGGAACAGGCUUAGCAACUUAUACAGAUGAAAUAUGUCUUGUUAAAUGUUCAGUACCCCCAUAAGCUUUGACAAUAUGAGAUGUCUUAUGAAGUGCUUUCUGCACAGAAUGGUGUGUAACAAAGAGGCCUUUGGCCAUCUUUUUAGUGAUUGUGAUCAUGUUGCUAAAGGUGUUUCCAAUUGUCUGAUGAGGUCAAAUACUGGCUUGUGUAAACUGAUAUGAAGAUUGAGCUUUCACUGCCGACAUAGAUCAGCCUGGUUAUGAUUUCAGGGUAGUAUGUGUAUUUCUUUAAUUAUUAUUUCACCAAUCUCUUUAACUUAAACAUGUGUUGAACUGAUGAAGAGAUGUGUCUGAAAGUUUCCUAAUAAAAGUGCAAUGCUGCUAAACAAAACAGUA